CGUGACUGCAACCCCAAACAGCCAGCAAUAAAACAACAAUUUAGCACGGUGGCAUUUUCGUCGAUCUUACAAACUCUAAAUAAACCAACUUAACAAAUCUACAAAAACUUAUUUAAUUUUUUAAAUUAAACAAUGAAUUAAAUAAAUAAUUCCCUGCACACUAUCGAAAAUCAUAUAAAUAAUGUUUCUGUGAGUUUAAACAAACCUAAAACAAAACAACAAACCACUUGAAACAAACCCAAAAACAUGGACGAAAAACUUAAAUAUUCUCUUCUCCGAGGCGAUCUUGUCGACAAUCAGAGCGUUUGGACAAGACAUGAGAAACGUGUCUGGUUUUUUACACUGCUUACAGGCACCUGUAUGCUUUAUUCGACGAGAACAACAAUGCCACUUCUAGUGCCUUCGGUUGCUGCCGAACAAAAAUGGAGCAAAACCGAUUCUGGAACUGUGCUAAGUUCAUUUUUUUGGGGCUAUACAUUAACACAAGUUGUUGGAGGAUAUUUUAGUGAUAAGUUUGGCGGGCAACGUGUGAUAUUAUUUGCUGCUUUGGGAUGGUCAUUGAUAACAGCAUUUAUGCCAAGUAUUAUUUAUGCUGCGCCAAGCUUCAAAUCUUAUUCCAUUCCAUUUAUUGUAACAAUACGAAUAAUCAAUGGAGCCUUUCAAGGGGUCCAUUUCCCUAGCAUGAUAAGUUUAACUAGUCAAAACCUUUGCUCAAUGGAGCGCACCAGUUUCUUUGGUUUGCUUACAUCCGGCUCAGCCAUGGGUACCCUACUAACCGGUAUCCUCGGCUCCUUCGUUCUCGAUUACUUUGGUUGGUCGUCCGUAUUUCGAGUGAUAGGAUUUUUGGGAAUAUCCUGGGCGUUAUUUCUGCGCUACUACACAAUGGCAGGAGAUAGGAAUCGCAUCAUUAAUGUCUCAGUGCCCAGUCGCUUGUGUUCGAAAUCAUCAGAUUCCGUACCGUGGUUAAGAUAUUUUGGCCGUUUAUCAUUUUGGGCGUGUGUCCUUACACACGCUUGUGAAAUGAAUUGUUUUUUUGUGCUCCUAUCAUGGCUGCCAACAUAUUUCCAUGAUACAUUCCCAUUGGCAAAGGGUUGGGUUGUGAAUAUGAUUCCUUGGCUCGCCUUGCCUCCGUGUACGUUCUUCGCCAAAUAUCUCACCACACAUCUGGCUGCAAGGGAAUGGAGCACGUCGAAUGUGAGGAAAAUAAUCCAAAGCCUCUGCUUUGCAUCACAAAAUAUUGCGCUUUUUAUUAUGAGUCGGACGAAUGAUUUUCACACCGCUCUCAUUUGUAUGACUGUUAUUAUAGGUGGUACAGGAUUUCACAAUAAUGCAGUGACAGUUAACCCACAGGACUUAGCUCCAUCACACUCUGGCAGUGUUUUUGGUUUGAUGAAUACAGUUGGAGCGAUACCAGGAUUCUUGGGUGUCUAUUUGGCUGGACACAUUCUCGAGUUGACACAAAGUUGGCCAGCGGUAUUUAGUGCAGCUGCCAUAAUCAAUUUAAUUGGUUGGGUUAUUUUUGUGAUUUUUGGUUCGGCUGAUCCUAUUGUGUGAGACUAAAAAGAAACACAUCAUUCCAAUAGAGAAAAACAAAUUAAUAAAAAUCGAAAGAAACAAAACUGAAACCAACCAACCAAACAACAGACAUUCAGUCAGACCGACAAAUUGUAUCUUUAGAGGCAAAGAUUUGUAACUUUUUGUUUUCACUAGUAUUUUUGUUGUUAUUUUAUUUAUCCCCUUUGUAAUAAGAUUAGACAUGAUUUACACGA
This is a messenger RNA of Eupeodes corollae, 1769 nucleotides long. RefSeq names its product solute carrier family 17 member 9 (gene MFS18). The record is from RefSeq and is a predicted model, not a curated record. Bases 247 to 1554 code for a protein of 435 amino acids. Lineage: Eukaryota; Metazoa; Arthropoda; Insecta; Diptera; Syrphidae. Gene Ontology annotation, molecular function: transmembrane transporter activity. Gene Ontology annotation, biological process: transmembrane transport. The transcript has 5 exons.